Osmerus eperlanus (European smelt) is the source of this 3885-nucleotide messenger RNA. It is a transcript of the gene tor2a, whose product is annotated as torsin family 2, member A. Gene Ontology annotation, molecular function: ATP hydrolysis activity; ATP binding. Lineage: Eukaryota; Metazoa; Chordata; Actinopteri; Osmeriformes; Osmeridae. The transcript is spliced from 5 exons. The record is from RefSeq and is a predicted model, not a curated record. Gene Ontology annotation, cellular component: endoplasmic reticulum lumen; nuclear envelope. Bases 63 to 998 code for a protein of 311 amino acids.
CACACGUAGAGCUAGCUGGGUUAGCAUAUUGACAUAGGCUAACAAGUAAAGACAAAACCAGAAUGUUUGUUAACUUAGCUGCAUUGUCUUUGCUUUACUUCAUCCCAGUCGAGGGUGAUUUUUUGGGAAUUUACUGUCACAUAUCUAGCAGCUGUAAUUGCGAUUUCAACCCAAACCUUAAAGAUCUGGAAUGGGACCUCUACAAGAACAUCUAUGGACAGCAUCUGGUCCAGGACAUAGUUUCAGAGGAGAUGUCGAGGUUUCUCCAGAAGGAGAGCCCUGACCGACCCCUUGUCUUGUCCUUUCAUGGCUCUUCUGGGACGGGCAAGACUCUAGUCAGCUCCAUGUUGGGAGAACACCUCUAUGGCAAAGCCAUGGGCAGCCCUUAUGUCCACCAGUUUGUGCCCACCCUACACUUCCCCUUAACAGGCCGUGUCAAACAGUACAGGGAGGAUCUUAAGAGGUGGGUGGAGGGAAACCUGACCACCUGCGCUCGCUCUGUCUUCAUCUUUGACGAGAUGGAGAAGAUGCCGCCAGGCCUGGUUGACAUCUUGGAGCCCUUCCUGGGUCCGUCCCACGUGGUGUUCCAAACCAACUACCGCAAAGCCAUCUACGUCUUCAUCAGUACCACUGGGGAGAAAGUGAUUAACCGUCUGGCUGUGGAGGUCCGUCAGGCUGGUAGGGAACUAGAGGAGAUCAGAUCGAGGGACCUGGAGGACAGCAUCUCCCAGGCCGUGUUCAACAGCACUGGAAGUGGUUUCUACCACUCCAGCAUCAUCAAGGAGAAGCUCAUCACCAGGUACGUGCCCUUCCUUCCGCUCAGCAGACGCCACGUGGAGCGCUGUGCCCGUCAGGAGCUGUGCCGGCGGGGCCUGGGCCAUCGCAGUGACGUGGUCGAGGCGGUAGGGGGAGCCAUGCUCUACUCUCCUCAACAGGGCCAGUACUUCUCCACCACAGGCUGCAAGUCUGUCCCUGCCAAAAUCAGCCUCUUCCUUUGAGCCCACAGCAGAAAGAGGACCUGCCGAAGAGAUCCUAUUUGGAGGAACUUUUUAAAAGACUUGGACUGAAUUCUAAGUCUCUCCGAUGAGUUGAGAGUUAUAGGUUUUCUCCUUCAGCCUAGUGAGACAUGUAAAGGGAAGAGCUGGGCUGCCGUUGCCCGGGCACUUAAUUGGCCCAUAGCAGCGUUGGAAUUGACUGUCAAUAUUCUGGGCUGGACCCAGAUCACACGGUAUAGGAGAGGUACUCUGGUCCAAAGACUUCAUAAGGCGAGAUCUCUUCAUAAUACCUCUUGCUCCUCUACCUCAGAGCCAAGUUACCCUUUAAGUCAUGGUGUGACUGGACUGACAGUAUAGAUUAUAAGGAGGUAUUGAAAUCAAGACUUUAACCUUGUUGGCCCUGGUUGAAAAGAGAAUGGUGCCUUAACCUCUUAAACAUAUUUUGGGUGGAAGGAAUCAGUAACAUAGAAGUAAUAUAUUGCAUCAUGCUGUUGCUGUUCUCUCAUCGGAGAAGUCUGGAAUGGAGACUUGCAAGAGGAGGAAGUACCAUGUCAGACUGGAGAUCAGGCGACCUUUAAAGGGUUAGGGUUGAAAAAAAAGUAAUUGUUCUUUUUAAGUACAAAAGAUUCAAAAGAGCAGUUUUUGAUAGAUCAUGUUGUUGCUUUGUGAUGACAAAACAUCUUUAAACCAGCAGGUGGCAGUAAAGACUACUUUGGAUAGUAGAGAUGAAGUGAAACAAGUUGGUGCUUUCUAAUUCUUUUCAUUAUUUAUUUAGUUGUAUUUACCAUUUUAACAUUUGGGGACAAAUUUUGUUUGACUUGCUAAAUCAAUUGUUUGAAUGCCAGUAUUUAUUUCAUAAAACUGUAUGUACUAUGUUUACUAAGGUAUUUUAAUGUAAGGAUUUCCAGGUUUUAGCUCAGAUGUUUUUAGAAAUUGCUGUGGAAGAAGACCAAAUCAAUUCUACGGGUCCAACGUGCAAUAACUACACAGUUGUUUGACAAAACAUUACUGAUUGGUUAUCAAACAUUUGUGUAAAUUGAGAGUUUAAAGAUGAGUGAUGCAUGCAUAAAUCUAAAUAAUGUACUCUACCAAAAGGUACAUGUAUGCUCAGCCUGAAAAACUUGAUAGUCAAUUGUCAUCCUGAAAUAGCUACAUUAAACUAACUUCUCUACAGGGUUUUCAUACUGUAGAAUACCACAGUACACUGUAAACAAUAUAAUAUUGUAAUGGCGUUAGUGUGAAAAUAUGGCAUACAUAUGUAAACAAACAUGGUUGUUCCACUGCCAGAGUUACAGAUGGAAUAAAUUACCAGGUAACAUACUGUUCAAAAGUUUGGGGUCACUUAGAAAUGUCCUUGUUUUCCAUGAAAUCACAUUCAGUUUGAAUAGGUAGAGAGCUAAAUGAAAAGGAAAUAGUAAUUGACAUGGUUUGAAAUCAUCUUUUUUUAUUAUUGAAAUAAUUGUGUCCUUCAAAACUUUGCUUUUGUCAAAUAAUAAGUUAAGGUCAUCUGAAGAGAUUUUCUCCUCCCAUGCUUCCUGAACCACCUUUCUCAAGUUGGAUUGGCUUGAUGGGCACUUAUGUACCAUAGCAUCAGGCUGCUCCCACAACAGCUCAGUAGGGCUGACAUCAGCUGGCCAAUCCAUUAGACAGAAUAUCAGCUGACUGCUUCUUCUCUAAAUAGUUCUUGCAGUUUGGAGCUAUGCUUUGGGUCAUGACCUGUUAUAGGAGAAACGUGGCUCCAAUCAAGCACCUUCCUUCUUCAAGAUCCCUUUUACAAAUCUCUCCCUGUACCCAAACACUGCCAGACCAUCCCUUGGUCAUCACAAGCGGCCAGUUGAGGACCUGUGAGAUGUCUAGGAUGCUACGUCGGUGGGUGCUUCCGUUAAUUCCGAAGGGAAAUUGCAACGUUACAGCAGUCCUGCCUGUUUCUCAAACCAGACACGCUAAUGCAUUUGUCCUCUUGCUCAGUUUGGCUUCAUGAUCCAGGCCUACCUCUCCUCUCUCUGCUCUGGUUUGAGCCCGUUUGUGCCGUUCCGCAAAGGGAGUUGAACACAGUGUCGUAUGAGAGCUUCAGUUUCUUGGAAAUUCCUCACAGGGAAUGUCCUUUGUUUUUCAAAACAAGAAGAGCCUGAUGAGUUCCGGAAGAACGUUUGUUUCUUGCCGUUCCGAGUCUUUAAUCGAACCCACAACUGCUGACACGCCAGACACUCAAGUAGUCUAAAGAAGGCCGGUUUUAUUGCUUCUUUAAUCAGCACAACAGUUUUCAGCUGUGCUAACAUAAUUGCAAAAGGGUUUUUCUAAUGAUCAAUUAGCCAUUUCAAAUGAUAAACUUGGAUUAGCAAACGCAAUGUGCCACUGGAACACAGGACCGAUGGUUGGUGAUAAUGGGUUUCGGUACUGUUAUGUAGAUUCUCCAUUAAGAAUCAGCCGUUUCCCGUCCGUAUAAAAUAGUCCUUGACAACAAUAACAAAGUCCACACUGUCAAUUUGAUGUUAUUUUAAUGACCUUUUCUUUGAAAAACAACAAUUUCUUAGUGACCCCACACUUUUGAACGGUAGUGUACAUUGUGUUUUGCACCAUUAAAAGCUUGAACUGUUUAUUGAGGUAAAUAUCCAAUGUCCCACUUUCCUGUAAAAUAUGAGAUUGAGCUUAUACAUGAACUUUGUUUUGACUGUCAGUCUACAAAAUCAACAUUCCUGAGCUUGAUUCCAUGUGUUCGAUGUUCUGUAAUAAUUGUACUAUUAGUUUUUCUCCCUGUUACACAUAAAGUGCCUCAUAACCAUGUUGAUAAUGGGCCUGUGCUAGGUUGAACACAGGGGCCACUUGGUGCCAAACUCGUUCUGGAACCAACACACAAGUUCCGUCCUUGUCACUGAAAAUAAACAUCCAA